GGAGCGGCCCCGCAGCAGCCCCGGAGCAGCCCCGCAGCGGCCCCGCGGCCGCCAUGGCGCUGGCGCUGAAGAUGCUGCCCUGCAAGAAGCGCAGAGCGGCGGCGGCGGGGCCGCCGAGCCCGAGGGAGCGCGGGGAGGACGCGGAGCUGCCCGGAGGCUCCGCCGCCACCGGAGCUGCCGAUGGCGGCGGCUCGGCCAGGCCCGCGGGGAGGGGGCCCGGGGAGGCCUCGCCGAAGGGCGGGAGGAAACCCCCCGGGAGAGUGGCCCCGGGCCCCGGGCAGGAGCUCCCCGCGGGCCCCGGCAGUCCGGCGGCGGAAGGGAAAAUCCCUAAGCUGUACACAGAGGUGGAAGUGAGUUCCCAGCGGGAUCCAUAUCCAAGUGAAAGCCCUGGUGCAGUGCCAGAGUCUCCAGGGAGAAGCUCCCUGCAGGUGGCUGCCAGAAAUCCCACCACGAUGAAGCCACCGAAGAACACCAGAGCUGAGGAGCAGGAUGGGGAGGAUGUCGAGAGGAGAAAGAGGAGGAGGAAGGCGACCAAAAGGAAAAGAGAAGGGAAAGGCCUGGAAGAAGAGGGCUCCUUGUCCUGUGAUAUCAAACUGGACGAGUCCCUGGAUCGCACCCUGGAAGAUGGAGCCAAACAGCACAACCUGACUGUGGUCAACGUGAGGAACAUCCUGCACGAGGUGAUCACAAAUGAACACGUGGUGGCCAUGAUGAAAGCAGCCAUCAGUGAGACAGAAGAUAUUCCUUUAUUUGAGCCCAAAAUGACUCGUUCCAAACUGAAGGAAGUUGUGGAGAAAGGAGGAGUGAUCCCAACGUGGAACAUUUCUCCAAUUAAGAAGGCAAACGAGAUGAAGCCACCUCAGUUCGUGGACAUUCCUCUGGAGGAAGAUGAUUCCUCUGAUGAAGAAUACCAGCCUGAUGAUGAAGAUGAGGAUGAGACUGCAGAAGAGAGCUUGCUGGAGAGCGAUGUGGAGAGCACGGCUUCUUCUCCUCGUGGAGCCAAGAGGUCCAGGACAAGGCGCUCCUCUGACGAGGAGGGAGGGACACUCUGUGAGAUGGAGAAGGUCACAACACCUGUUGUGAGACACAUUAGUGCUGAAGUGGUUCCCAUGGGACCCCCACCACCUCCCAAACCCAAGCAAACCAAAGACAGCACCUUCAUGGAGAAGCUGCAUGCAGUGGAUGAGGAGCUGGCCUCGAGCCCUGUCUGCAUGGAUUCCUACCAGCCCCUGGAGGACAGCCUGAUCGCCUUCAGGACCCGCUCCAAGCGGCCGCUGAAGGACGUUCCCCUGGGGCAGCUGGAGGCCGAGCUGCGCGCGCCCGACAUCACCCCCGACAUGUACGACCCCAACACCGCCGACGACGAGGAGUGGAAGAGGUGGCUCGGGGGGCUCAUGAAUGAUGAUGUGGAGAAUGAAGAUGAGGCUGAUGAUGAUGAUGACCCUGAGUACAAUUUCCUGGAAGAUCUGGAUGAACCAGACACAGAAGACUUUAGGAAUGACCGUGCUGUGAGAAUCACGAAAAAGGAAGUGAAUGAGCUGAUGGAGGAGCUGUUUGAGACAUUCCAGGACGAGAUGGGCUUCUCCAACAUGGAAGAUGAAGGGUUAGAAGAUGACGAUGUUGUUACAGAGUCUCGGCCAAAUUUUAACACCCCACAGGCCCUGAGAUUUGAGGAGCCUCUGGCCAAUUUGCUGAACAAGCAGCACCGGACAGUGAAGGAACAACUGGAGCAGCUGAGAAUGAAAAAGUCCUCCAUCAAAGCACCCCCAGAGAGUGAAAAAUCAAAACCCCCAAAUGAGAAGCCCCUCCAGAGCCUUGUUCUGGACAGUGCACAGAGAAAGAGGCUCCAGCAGCAAAUGCAGCAGCAUGUUCAGCUUCUGACUCAAAUCCAUCUCCUGGCAAGUUUCAACCCUGCUCUAAGUUCAGAGGCCAGCACCACCCGGAUGUUUUUGAGCGAGCUCGGGAGCUUUGCCCGCAGCUCCACCCUGCUCCGGGUGCCCCUGAACCCCAAGUUCCAGACCAUGUUCCAGCCCUGCAACUUGCAGGGGGCCCUGCAGCUCAUCGAGGACUUCCAUGCCCAGGUCCCAGUGGACUGGAGCCCUCGGAAAGCUGUGAAGAAGAAUGCAAGUGAAUUCUCAUGUUUGCCAAAGCAAGUGGCUUGGAUUUUGGCAACGAGGAAAGUCUUUAUGUACCCAGAGCUGCUGCCAAUUUGUUCCUUGAGAGCAAACUCUCACCGGGACAAGAUGGUCUUCACCAAGGCAGAGGACAACUUGUUGGCUUUAGGGCUGAAACAUUUCGAAGGGACUGAUUUUCCGAAGCCUUUGAUCAGCAAAUACCUCCUGCCCACCAAAACUGCCCAUCAGCUGACAGUGAGGAUCAAGAACCUCAACAUGAACCGAGCCCCUGACAACAUCAUCAGGUACUACAGGAAGACAAAGCAGCUGCCUGUGCUGGUGAAGUGCUGUGAGGAAAUCCAGCCCCACGAGUGGAAGCCGCCCGUGGAGAGGGAAGAGCAUCGCCUGCCCUUCUGGUUAAAGGCAAGCUUGCCCUCCAUCCAGGGGGAGCUGAAGCAGCUGGCAGAAGAUGCCAAGGAGACACCAUCUUCACCUGAUGCAGAAUCUGUCCUUUUGGGGGCAGAAGAGGAGACUUCAGACACGGAAUGUGAUGACAAAUACCCUCUGCUGAUGCCCAAGGGGCUCGUGCUGACCCUGAAGCCUUUGGCCAACCGGUUCUCCAGGAGGGCCUGGAGGAGGCAGAGGUCAUCAUCUCUGAAGCCAGUCCUGAUCCGCCCCAGUCCCUGUCUGCAGCCCAGCUCCAGCCCCAUCAGCAUCCAGAAAACCGUGAAGUUGUCCCAGUCAGAGGCUCCCCCCAGCAAGGUGCGGGUCAAGGUCCCUCGGCCCAUUAAACCGGCGCCGCUGGUGCCGGCGGUGCAGCCCAUGAACGUUCCAGCAGCGGUGGGAGGUGGGGAUGGCUUGGAAUUCCAGAAUGUGCUUCCCACUGCCCAUCCAGACUCCAAACAAGCCUACCCAGCUGCUGUAUCCCCAGCGCUGCUGUCGUCGGAGCCGGUGACUUGCCAGCCCAAGCUGAUGCUGCCGGCCUUGGCCGGGACGAAAAUGCGCAAACCUUGUGUGCGAAAGGGUUACCAGAGGAAAAAAGGGACAAGAUCUGCCCCACUGAUCAAACCUUCCCCUCUGAUCCAGCCCUCCCCCGUCAUCCUGACUGUCCCUGCCACCACGGUGAAGGUGGUUAACAUUGGCAAUGGCUGCAACAUGAUCCAGCCCCUCAACGCGGCGGUGGGCCGAGGCACUCAGGCCAUUCCCGUCACAACCCUGCUGGUGAAUCCAUCCACCUUCCCAUGUCCAUUAAAUCAGCCCCUGGUCACCUCUUCCAUCCCAUCGCUGAUUGUUUCCCCCAGCCCCGUUGGUCUGUCUGCACCUGCUGUGGGUGAAGGGGAGGAGCAGCUGACCCUGGUCUCUGCUCCCGGUGCUUUCCCCGCGGCGGAGCCCAAGCCGGAGCCCCCGGAGCUCUUCGCUCCCUGCUCCGCCGUGUCCCCCAAGGAGGAGUGUGGGGCAAACCCUGCCACUUCCCAGGAGGGCACUCAGGACAAGGGCAGCAAGGGUGAGUGCUGCAGCUGGGCAGUGGGACAGGGAGAUGGGAACACGUCCGAGCCGCUGCCCGUGGAGCUCUUGCCUCACUUAGAAGAUCCUGACAAAUCGGUGAAAAUCGAGCCCGAAGAUUCAAGUGAUGCUCCCAAAGAAGCAACCCUGGCACAGAAGAGGGAUCUUUUAUGUGCUGAAGGGAAGGAUGAGUUCAUGCUGGGCCUUGGCCAGGAGCUGAACAUGGAGGCUGCGUGUUCCUGUGGGGAUGAGCCCAAGAAGGAGGAGAAGGGAGAGGAGGAGCGCCGGGCUCUGCCGUCCCCUCCCCAGGGCGAGCAGCAGGGGGAGGCAGGGCCGGCUGCUGGGCCACCAGCCAGCAGUGACUCUCCAAAGAACCUCCCUUACCCAGCAGAGGGGGAGGCAGAGUUCAGCAGCCCCCCAGGAAGACCAGAGGACUCGUCCAGCAUUGAUGGUCAGUCCGUGGGGACACCGGCCGGCCCCGAGGCCGCAGGAGAGAGGGAAGGGCAGGAAGAAGAGGAAGAAGAUGACUUUGAUGAUUUUACACAAGACGAGGAUGAGGAAAUGUCAUCAGCCUCAGAAGAGUCUAUUCUGUCAGUGCCAGAACUGCAGGAGACAAUGGAAAAACUUACUUGGCUUGCAACAGAGAGACGUUUAAGCCAAGAAGGAGAUUCUGAAGAAGAGAAUUCCCAGGAGGAGAACUCUGAGCCUGAGGAAGAGGAGGAGGAGGAAGGGGAAGGAAUAGAGAGUUUACAGAAAGAUGAUGAAAUAUGUGGAGAUGUAUCAGAGGAGCCUAAAUCUGCCUUCACCAUGGCCAAGGCAGCUUCCCCACAGGUGGAAGCCCACAGGAUGCCAGCAGGAGAGAACCUGAAACCCCCUGGGAAGAGCAGGAGCUCCCACAGGACCAGGAGCAAGCGGGGCCGGGCUCGUGCCAGCAAGGACACGUCCAAGCUGCUGCUGCUGUACGACGAGGACAUCCUGGAGAGGGAUCCCCUGCGUGAGCAGAAGGACCUGGCCUUUGCCCAGGCCUACCUGAGCAGGGUGCGGGAGACACUGCAGCACAUCCCGGGGAAAUACGAAGAUUUCCUGCGCGUUAUCUACGAGUUUGAGAUCAGCACGGACAAACGGACAGCUGUGGAUCUCUAUGCCACUCUGCAGAAACUGCUGCACGACUGGCCACAGCUGCUCACAGAUUUUGCUGCCUUUCUUUUACCAGAGCAAGCUUUGGAAUGUGGGCUGUUUGAGGAGCAGCAAGCCUUUGAGAAGAGCCGGAAGUUCCUCAGGCAGCUGGAGAUCUGCUUUGCUGAAAAUCCUGCCCACCACCAAAAGAUCAUCAAAGUCCUGCAGAGCUGUGCAGACUGUCUGCCCCAGGAGAUUGCAGAGCUGAAGACCCAGAUGUGGCAGCUGUUGAAGGGACAUGACCACCUGCAGGAUGAGUUCUCUGUUUUCUUUGAUCACCUCCGGCCCUCAGCCAGCCGCAUGGGAGAUUUUGAGGAGAUCAACUGGACGGAGGAGAAGGAGUAUGAGUUUGAUGGGUUUGAAGAGGUGUCUCUGCCAGAUGUAGAAGAGGAGGAUGAGCCACCCAAAAUUCACGGAGCCACCAGAAACAAGAAGCGGAAAGAGAUUGGAGGCCAACACCACGACAAGGAGCUCGAGUGGGUGGAUAAUGGGAUGAAGGAAUGUUCAUGUUCCUGCCAUGAAGGGAGUGGCGAUCUCAAGCUGAAGAAAAGCAAAAGGAGGAGCUGCAGCCACUGUGGGAGCAAGGUUUGUGAAAACAAAUUUUAUAAAAACAAAGAUUCUCAAGAGCUGCCUGCCAGCCUUGCUCAGCGAGAGCCAAGUCCCCAGCCAGAAGGGAAGGAUCCUGGAAUGUCAAAGGAGCCUGGAGAGGAAAGCCUGGAGAGCAGAGAAGAGGGAGAGGGUGUCCAGAGCAGAACAAAACCUGUCUCUAGGAAAGUGGAUUCUCUGGCUCCAGGUUUCUUACCAGGAUCUCACCUGGAAGGAAGAGUGGCCUCCAGCAGGGCUGAAUCUUGUGAAAAACCUGCCCCAGAAGGUGCCAGUGCAGGUGUGGAUGCUGCCAGGGACAGGGACUCUGCUGCCACUGGCCCCAGGUGGGCACAGCUACAAAAAGCUGCUCUGAAACUACCUCAAGAAACCAAAGACUGCCCUUGCACUGAGGGACUGAAGCAGCCUGGAGGGAAUGCAGAGGCUUCCCUGGGGCUGAGCAGGGACCUGCUGCUCUCUGCUGCAGCAAAAGCAUCACCGGGACCUCGACCCUCCUGCGCACGGAGCCCGUGUCAGACUGAGGGGCUCCAUUCUGCUGCAGCACAGCAGCCCAGGGGCUCUGCUCUCACCUCAGGAGGUGGCAAAGACCUCGAGGGAUCAUCUUUGCCCCUGGAAGGAAGAGCUGAAGCAAAGCAGGGCUGGAUCACAACGAGCAGCAAACCAACAGCGAGCGAGAGCUGCGGCUCAGGGCCGUCCCCCAGUGGCUGCAGUUUGGAGACGGAGGACAGAGGCUGCACUGGAGAUGCUCCCGAGGGCAGGCCAAGGUCAAAUGCAAGCAGCUGCUUCCAGGUGCAUCAGCAUCCUGAGCAGCUGGAGCCCAGAGCAGGCACAGCCUCCCCGGGGCAGAGGGAGGAGGAGCAGCAGCAGCAGCGAGUGACAGAGGCCACCGUGUGUGCCAAGAACAGCAAAGUCAGCUCCACUGGGGAGAAGGUUGUGCUCUGGACCAGGGAGGCUGACAGAGUCAUCCUCACCACCUGCCAGGAGAAGGGAGCCCACCUGGACACCUUCCACGCCAUCUCCCAAAAACUGGGCAACAAGACAGCGAGUGAGGUGUCCCACAGGUUCAGGGAGCUGAUGAGGCUGUUCCACACAUCCUGUGAUGGCAGCUCUGAAGAUGAGGAGGAUGCCACCAGCACCAGCAACACAGACCAGCUGUCAGAUAAAGAUCUUCUGCUUUCUGAGGAAGAACCUGAUGACUGAGGUGAUAAACUACUGACUGCACCAGAAGAGGGUUUUUUUUUUUGCCAGUUUGCUGCUAGACAGGUGCUGUGGAAAAAUGUUUGCACAGGUACUUGAGACAGCACCUUCUUUUUGGUUUUUUUUGUUUUUUGUUCAGUUUCCUGCUGCACUUCCAGCCUGUACCAAACCAAAGGCAGGAAGUAAGAUGAGAAUAUUCUCUAGAACCUCCCUGGGGAGCUUCAACAGUGAAAUAACAGAACUUGUGGACACUGAUCUGGGCUUGGGGUGAAGGUUGGGCCCAGCAGCCUCUGACCAGAACCUGUAAAUAUUGUACCCUAAAAAUGUCA
This is a messenger RNA of Poecile atricapillus (Black-capped chickadee), 6922 nucleotides long. Its product is annotated as GON-4-like protein. Lineage: Eukaryota; Metazoa; Chordata; Aves; Passeriformes; Paridae. The record is from RefSeq and is a predicted model, not a curated record. Gene Ontology annotation, cellular component: nucleus. The coding region runs from base 54 to 6596 and encodes 2180 amino acids. Gene Ontology annotation, molecular function: transcription coregulator activity. Gene Ontology annotation, biological process: regulation of DNA-templated transcription. The transcript has 31 exons.